AUGAUUGAAGAAAGUAAUACAGUUUGGAAUUGGCAAUUACUUCGAGAUGUAUUCAACUGGGGCAUUUGGAAGGUAUUUGGACAAGUUGCUGAGCCCUAUAAUGACGCCGUUAGUGAAAAUGAUACUAAUGGUACAUUGGUGUUCUUAUUCGCGAUUAGCUUAACAGUGGUGUCAAAUGUACUUCUAUUGAAUGUACUCAUCGCUAUGUUCAACGAGAAGUACCAAAAUGUGCAGGACAAGUCAAACGAACUGUGGCGAUGUCAGCGAUUCUGGCUGGUUGCUGAAUACAAGGAAAAACUAGUUUUACCACCUCCAUUCAACGUUCUCGGCUAUUUAAUAAAAUUUAUGAAAUACCUUUGCUGUAAAAGGAAAAGCAAACAAUUUCAAAAUGACCAGAAUGAGAUAGAUAAAAAUCGUGAAAGAGUUAUUGCUGAAACAUAUUGGCAAGAUGUUUUUUGUGAAGAAGAGUGGAAGAAUAUGUAA
Rotaria socialis is the source of this 483-nucleotide messenger RNA. Lineage: Eukaryota; Metazoa; Rotifera; Eurotatoria; Philodinida; Philodinidae. The record is from the annotation of a GenBank genome assembly.